This is a messenger RNA of Haplochromis burtoni (Burton's mouthbrooder), 4116 nucleotides long. RefSeq lists its product as uncharacterized. NCBI's taxonomy places the organism in Eukaryota, Metazoa, Chordata, Actinopteri, Cichliformes, Cichlidae. The record is from RefSeq and is a predicted model, not a curated record.
GAACAGUCUGAGGUUCCUAAAACCAGUGUUUCUGUAAACGCCUAUGAAAAUGAACAGGCAACCACCUCUGAAAUAGAUGAGGCUCCUAAAACCAGUAUAAACAACUUUGAACAUGAAGAGUCUCCCACCAGUGAGAAUUACAGCACUGAUUUAUUCAAUGGCGUCCUCCCCAAACCUUCAGAUAUGAACAAAUCUGAAGAGAAUGAACAAAACGCUGACCAAGGAAGUUUUCAAAGAGAGGAGAAAGAAACGUUUUUUUCCAGAGUUCAAACAAAUCUUUCAGCUCUGUCUUCCAUUAUUACAGCUCCAGUUGAGUCGGUUGGGCGAGGAGUCAUUUUUGUCACCAGGCACAUUUUUAAUAUUGGUCGAGCUCCAUUUACCUCACCCACUAGUGAAACGGAAAAGUCACCCACCUCUGAAACAACUGAGGUUCCUUCACCGAGUGUUUCUGUAAACAACUUUGAAUACGAACAGUCACCCUCCAGUGAAACAACUAAGAUUCCUACAACCAGUGUUAAUAUGAACAACGCUGAAGAUGAAAAGUCUUCAGCCAGCGAGAGUUACAACACUGAUUUAUUAAAUGCCAUUCUUCCUGAACCUUCAGAUAAAGGACCCGAAGAUAAUGAACAAACAGGCAGUCUUCAAACAAAGGAAGAAGAAACUAUUUCUUCCAGAGUUCAAACAAAUGCUCCAAAUCUCGAUUCCUCUUGUAGAGUUCCAGAUGUGCCUGUGGGCCUUAGAGAAGAUUUCAUCACCAGGCACCUCCUUAAUAUUGGUCGAACACCAUUUACCUCAAUUAUUCCAAAUCUCUAUUCCUCUUGUAGAGUUCCAGAUGUGCCUGUGGGCCUUAGAGAAGCUUUUAUCUCUAGGCACCUGCUUAAUAUUGGUCGAGCACCAUUUACCUCAGUUACCACACCCACUAGUGAGACCUCUGAAACAGCUCAGGUUCCUAAAACCACUGUUUCUAUAAACAACUUUGGACAUGAAGAUUCUCCCACCAGUGAGAGUUACAGCAUUGAUUUAUUCAAUGUUGGUCUCCCUGCAGCUUCAGAUAACAGAUCUGAAGAGAAUGAACCAAAUAUUGUCCAAGGAACUCUUCAAAGAGAGGACGGAGACUCUGCUGUUUCCAGACUCCACAGAAAUCUUCCAGGUUUUAAUUCCCUUAUUACAGCUCCAGUUGUGCUUGCGGGCCAAGGAGUCAUUUUUGUCACCAGGCACAUCCUUAAUAUUUGUGGAGCACCAUUUACCUCAUUGUUCAAUCAUUUUUCAGCAAUUAUUCAGCGUAGGUUUCCCCAUGGAGCUAAUUCAGGCCUGAUUCCUACAAUCAGAAGAUGGUUAGAUAUAAUUUCUUGGAUGACUUCAGUAAUUGGUGCACUUGCACUUUUAGUUUUACUUAUAAUAGUCAUCAUGGUAAUUCACUAAUUCUAACAAACAAACAUGAAAUUCAGUAUCCUUAGCAUAAAAUUACAUCACAAUUAUGCCCCCAGCCAGUCACAGCAGAAGGCUGCCCCUCCCUGAGUCUGGUUCUGCUGAAGGUUUCUUCCUAUUAAAAGGGAGUUUUUCCUUCCCACCGUCGCCUUAGUGCUUGCUCAUAGGGGAUCGUUUGAUUGCUGGGGUUUUCUCUCUAAUACUGUGGGGUUUUAACCUUACAGUACAAAGAGCUUUAAAGUGCCAGUUCUAACACAGCAUUAUUAAAUAGACUUUAAAUGGCUUCAACUGAAAAAACAUUACUUAAUAAAAAUAAAUAAAUCAAUAAAUAAUGGUGUGUGUUUGUUUCAUUUUCUAUACCAGGGUAACUGCUAAAACUUAGUGGGUUAUAAUUUAUGUAGCUUUUAACAGAUUAUUGUUGUUUCAAAUGUGACUGUGCUGAGUGGCCGUGGCACUGUGCGCACUUAAGUGAUAUUGGUGAUUGGAAGCCAGUGUUUUAGUCUUCUCCUUUUUUUCCUGAUUAGUUUAUUUUAUACUUUAUUUUUAAGUCUUGGAUCUAUUUUUAUGGGUCGCUCUGGUUUUAAAAACAAAUUUAAACCUCUUACUGGUCAUUAACACAAAUGCAGCGUUUACCUGUACAGGGAUUGACCACUAGAGGUCCUUUUACUCAAGGUUUACAUUCAUCAGCAACUUCCUUGACAAAUGCUAAAUGCUGAUCAGAUUAAAUAGGAUUAUCAAGGGACAAUACAUUUUGUUCUUAAUAUAUUAUAUUAUUUCAUCUCUCAUGUGUUUUCUAUGAUUCAUAUUUUAUUGAUGAGACCGUCGAAAGCGAGGUAGCAAAUACUCAAAGAUUAACUAGUCAGGACAUGUGAUUUCUACAUUUCUACAGUUUUUUUACAGGGUGGUCUUUGGCAUGUUAUCUUAUUUUUGGUGAAUAAAACAAAACCACCAGUGAAAUUUUUUUUAGAUUUAGUAAAUUGUAAGUAAAUUUUAACUCAUGCAGUUGUAACCCCUUUAAACAAUCGUUCGUGUCCUGCAGGAAAUGGAAUACCAAAUGAACUGACUAAAGGGGGUGCCUGUAAAAAUUCCUGAGGUUCUUCUGCCCACUGGUGCUGCUGCAGCUGAUUUCUAUCAACAAGAGGUGGGAUCACCUGCAAAGAGACUGCAAUUUUUGGUUUGGGGCCUUUCCCCUCUGAAGAAGCCAAACAGUGGACUGAAACUGUUUGUGUCUCAUUUUGAUUUGUGGGCACUGUACCAAAAAUGUGGUUCAUCAUAAUUAUGGAACAUUUAAAGAUGCAGUUAUAUUUCUUAUUGACAUCACCAGAAAUUGUGUGUGACUUCUUAUGGUGGUGUUCAAUAAAGAAGUAUAAUUAUUUUUAAGAAUAACAAAAAGCCAUUUACUAUAGAGUAAACGGUGAAAGCUGCUUCUAUUUAGAACAGUUACAAUAUUUUGUUUGAUCUGAUUUCUUGCAAUAAACAGAGACAAUUUGCAAUUCUCUAAUUCUUUGUAACAGGUCCUUUAUAAAGAAUUCAGCUUUUGUGUAAACACCCAAGUUCACCUGAUAUCUGGGAAACAAUGCAACAAUUUAUUUUAAUAAUUCUAUAAUGAAGUGUUCAAUUGCAGUUAGAAGCCACUGCUCCAAACCUCGUAAUAAACAUCAAACAGGAUUAAAACCUCAGGACAACAAAGAAAACAAGAUGACAUCAUUACACAGAAAACCACAAAUCAAAUAGAACAAGCAAAUGUGUUCUUAAAAAGCCUCAGAGGUUGCAGGUUGUUACCUCUGAACAGUUUCACCCUGGUUCUUGGAUUCCUCAGGCCUCCAGAGACAACACCGGGACUCAGUAGUCAAUUCACAACACUUUUAUUCAUCCACACUUAUUAAUACAGCUUAUGGAAAGGGAGAUGUACAGGAACCCCAGAAUUACUCUGCAGAUCUCAACUUCGUUGUCUGUUACACACAGUUUUAUAGAAGUGACCCCCAUUCUAUACGAUGUGCCAUAAAACUAAACACUGUGUUUGUAUGUUUGUGUGCGUGCGAGCACGCGAGUGCCUGCGUGUGUGCGUACCUGUGUGUAAGUGCAUGUGUAUAUAUGUUUAUGUACCUGUGUGUACGUGACUUCCUGUGGGUCAUAAAAGUCCAUCUCCCUUUCAAGCCAAAGUUAUCCAGUUACAAACAUUUAGAUCCCCACCCAGGUAUCCCCUGGGCAAUUUCCACUCAGCUUUAGCUUCUCUUUGUCCUGUUUUCACAGCUCAAGGUGGGGAGGGUCUCUUACAAGUUUACUCCUAAGUUUAUGUCACGUUUAGGCCUAUAUUACAUCCAGGGCAGUGUCAGUGUCUCUACUAUACUUCUACAUCCUAUCUAGCACAUUUCUAAAACCUAAAAUAAGCUACAAAUAUCUUCAAGUUCCUCUUUCUCUGUAGGAUAACCAAAUCAAUUAAACCAAGUGCUGUGGUGGUGAUAUGAAAUUCAACCUUUGCAGCCUCUGUAGCUUUCUAGUAACACAUUUGCCUUUUCCUUUUCAAACAAUUUUACAUGAGUUACACAUUAUGUCUCUUCAAAGAGAGUCAGAACAGCAUGGAGACCCUUAACCUCGUGUACCUUACAAUCAAAUUCUUCUCUGCAUUUAAAACCAUGAUCUGCAGUUAACAGCCACACUGCUCCACACAUCCAACAUCAGCAUCCG